This is a messenger RNA of Coregonus sp. 'balchen', 2321 nucleotides long. The record is from the annotation of a GenBank genome assembly. Lineage: Eukaryota; Metazoa; Chordata; Actinopteri; Salmoniformes; Salmonidae.
AUGUCUGAGAACCAACUAAGUGAGCUGCGCGCGGACAUAAAGGUAAGUUGACUACCGUAAUAACACUAUCUAUAGUCAAGACAAAUUUACAACUGUUAAUUAAAAUUGGUUCAGGGACUAUGUUGUGUUGGAAUUGAGCCAUGAUCUGACCGAAGACAAGUCUGUAAUCCCUGGUCAGCCAAAAGUAUGUGGACACCUGCUUUUCGAACAUCUCAUUUGCUGCUAUAACAGCCUCCACUCUUCUGGGAAGGCUUUCCACUAGAUAUUGGAACAUUGCUGCGGGGUCUUGCUUCUAUUCAGCCACAAGCAUUAGUGAGGUCGGGCACUGAUGUUGGGCGAUUAGGCCUGGCUCGCAGUCAGCAUUCCAAUUCUUCCCAAAGGUGUUCAAUGGGGUUGAGGUCAAAUCAAAUUGUAUUUGCUUACUUACAAGCCCUUAACCAACAAUGCAGUUUUAAGAAAAAUAAGUGUUAAUUAAAAAAUGGAUAAGUAGAAAAAAAAUUUAAAAAAAUAAUAAUAAUAAUAAUUGAGGUCAGGGCUCUGUGCAGGCCAGUCAAGUUCUUCCACACCGAUCUCGACAAAUCAUUUCUGUAUGGACCUCAUUUGUGUACGGGGGCAUUGUAAUGCUGAAACGGGAAAGGGCCUUCCCCCAACUGUUGCCACAAAGUUGGAAGCACAGAAUCGUCUAGAAUGUCAUUGUAUGCUGUAGCAUUAAGAUUUCCCUUCAACUAAGGGACCUAACCAUGAAAAACAGCCCUAGACCAUUAUUCCUCCUCCACCAAACUUUACAGUUGGCACUAUGCAUUCGGUCAGGUAGUGUUCUCCUGGCAUCCACCAAACCCAGAUCGGACUGCCAGAUGGUUAAGCGUGUUUCAUCACUACAGAGAACGCGUUUCCACUUCUCCAGAGUCCAAUGGCAGCGAGCUUAACACCCCGCCAGCCGACGCUUGGCAUUUCCCAUGGUGAUCUUAGGUUUGUGUGCAGCUGCUCGGCCAUGGAAACCCAUUUCAUGAAGCUCCUGACGAACAGCUAUUGUGCUGACGUUGCUUCCUGGGGUAGUUUGGAACUCUGUAGUGUGUGUUGCAACCAAGGACAGACAAUGUUUUUUACGCACUUCAGCACUCGGCAGUCACGUUCUGUGAGCUUGUGUGGCCUAACACUUUGCGGCUGAGCCGUUGUUGCUCCUAGAUGUUUCCACUUCAUAAUAACAGCACUUACAGUUGACCAGGGCAGCUCUAGCAGGGCAGAAAUUUGAUGAACUGACUUGUUGGAAAGGUGGAUCCUAUGACAGUGCCACGUUGAAAGUCACUGAGCUCUUCAGUAAGGCCAUUCUACUGCCAAUGUUUGUCUAUGGAGAGUGCAUGGCUGUGUGCUCUAUUUUAUACACCUGUCAGCAAUGGGUGUGGCUGAAAUGGCCGAAUCCACAAAUUUGAAGGGGUGUCCACAUACUGUAUGUCUCGUCUCCUCUUUUUGCAGCACUUUGUGAGUGAACGUAAAUAUGAUGAAGACCUGGGAAAAGCCGUGAAGUUCACUUUCGAACUAGAACCACUGAAGACAAGCAUCACAGGAUUUGGAUCAGGUACAUUCCUUUUUUCUUCUCUUUGAUGUCUUUCCUCUUACUGACCAAUGCUUCCAACUUGAUAGUAACGCCCACAGAAUUAAAUAGAACACAUAUUUGUAUAAUAAUAAUACUAUGUAUCUCUAUGGUAACUCCUGCCCUUGUGACGCCCUCUCCUUUCAGUGUACCACCCUCAGACAGGCUACUCCAGCCGCUCCCGCUGUAGCUCCACCUCCUCCUCCAUCACAGGCCCAGGGUACCUAGAAGCCCCACCUCCCUCUCAGCACCAGGGCUCCAGCUUCGAAGGACGCCCUACCCAGCCGAACAAAACGGUCAGCUCACAAAGCAAUCAUAAACAUGCAACUAAAGGAGUUGCUGAAUGUUUUCAGUCAUGUUUCCUUAGGAGUAAAAAUGAUAAGCAUAAUAUGAUUGCUUUGUGAUUUAAGUGUGAUUUUUAAUCUGCACCUUUCAGACUUUCCAAGGCAACAGGCGGUAUACGGCGGGCCCGGGAUACUACUCCGGUGGGCAGCGGUAUAAUGGCGGCUCAUAUCGCGACAGGAACCCCAAUCGUGGAGGCUACCGUUCCCAGGGUUACCAGGGCAACCAAGGCCAAGGUGAUGGCCCCAGCCAUCCUACAAUUACUGCCACACAAUCCUCCAACUCCACAAGAGGCCCUUCCAACUCCACUCCAUCCUCUUCUUACCGUCAAGACCACCCUUCUCAUAACGGUCUGCCCCAAAGGCCUCCGCGGACACACUGCCCCUGA